AAAAUAUACUACUAAAAAACAUAUCAUUUAUUUUGGAUUAAUAAUAUACAAAUAAAUAUUUUUUUUCCUGCAAGAAAUUCCUUUUUUUCCCCCUUUCUAUCCAAUGAUAAAAUUCUAGUCAAAUUCCUGAUAUUUUAGUCUUUCUUCUUUUUAUUUAAUCAUUGAAUGGAAUCAGUCAACUACUUUUAACAUAUUGACAUCAUGACGAUUUCUUUAAGAAUCGUUCAUCUCGAUCAUUACAUGGCUAUCCCAGAUCGCUUUGAUCGCAAAGAUUGUCCAUUCACAAAUCAAAAAAUACAAAAAACACCUGUGCUGCGAAUUUUUGGAUCUAUCGCAGGACAACAAAAAAUAUGUGUUCAUAUUCAUCAAGUCUAUCCUUACUUUUUUAUACCUUAUGAUUUACCAAUUCAUGGUGAUAUUGAACGAGACAUGUUUGAGUUUGGAACAAGUCUAAAUGAGGCUAUGAAUUUAGCUACACAUACCAAUAAGCCCCAUAUUGCAGCCAUCAUUUUGACCAAGGGCAAGGCGUUUUAUGGCUUUUGUCAAACAUAUCAACUCUUUCUCAAGAUUUAUUUUUUAGAUCCUCAAGAGAAGCAACAGAUGUUGGACAUCUUGCAGUCAGGUGCUAUGACUAAAGUCUAUCAACCUUAUGAAGCACAUCUUAAUUUUGAACUACAAUUUUUGAUCGAUCAUAAUUUAUAUGGCAUGGAUUGGAUGCAUGUGGACGAUCAAGAGGCUCAGUAUCGAUCAGCGUCCGGAUUUGGUGAUAAUGGAAUACAACGUCAAAGCUAUUGUGAGUUAGAGAUGGAUAUGAAUGCGAUAGCUAUUUUAAAUAGAAGAGAUCUGAUUAACAGUGAAAAUCAAAAUGCAACAAAGCUUGUCAAAUCGCUCGAAACUAUUUGGAGAGAUGAAUUAGAUCGUCGUCGGGAGAGAGGUAUAAAGGAUCCUAUACCAUCUGUCACUCAAAUAAAGGAUCCAGUUGAUCCAGAACCAUGGCUAUCCGAGUCUAUAUUCCGAAAGAGACUAGAAAAGAUGUUGAAUAAUGAUGCAAAAGAAAUACCUAAAAAGGAACCAGUUAUGUUGGAAAACAUCAUGACAACCUUUGAGGCUGUUGAGGCUCUUUAUAAACCUAAAGCCCAAAGACAUCCCUUUCAUAUAUCAUCAACAACUCAUGAAUGGGAACUACUACCUUCUCAAUUAGACAAGGACAUCCUGAACUCUUUCAUUGAGGAAAGUAUAUUAGAAGAGGGAAAAGAUGAAGAGCAGCAACAACAAGUCAGUAGUGCGGAUAAUGAUGAUUAUUCGUAUUUUGAUGACGAGGACGAAGAAGAAACCAAUGAAAUUCUUACACAAUGGUUAGAAGAGGCAAACAUUUUAUCUCAAAAUAAUAAUAACAAUACUGAGAAACAAAAGUCUUCAAAUGUAAAUGAAGAGGAGUCAUUUCAAAUCAGUGAUAUACCUCCUGACCCAAUGUUUCAUAUCAAAAAAAGACAGCCCACAACAAGGUUAGUGUCUAGAAUUGAACAAGUUGACGGACUAAAUGAUUCAAAUGUGGUUAAACAAAAGAAGCUCAAAACAGCAGCUGAACUAUGGGAAGAGGAGAAGAGAGUAUUAAAACGAAUGAGAUUAAAAAAAUCAGAAACGGACAUGCAGAUACGGAAGCAAAGAUUAAAUGCUACGAUGGUAAAAUCAUCGACUAUCACAAUUCACCCGACUGACACUCAUGAACAAAGAUCAGAAAUACAACAAGAGGAUGCGUAUCUUCAGAAAGUUAGUGUCGUCAUUCAUCGAUAUCCUGAAAGGAAACAAAAGACAUCAAAUCACCACCGGUUACAAACAAAACAAACUCUUAUUCAGGAGCCAAAGGUUGUGAUUGUUCAACAUAAAAAGUCACAAAGUAUAAAGUCUAGCCUUCUAAUUGAAACAGAUAAAUCAUCAAAAUAUAGCACCAAGAAGACUACCAUGCUUAAUGAUGAUAAAGAAAAGGCACAGAAAACGCCUGAAAAUCAAGUUAUAAUGCGACCUGCUACUCAGCAUACCUUAGGGGAAAAAGACCACAAAUCUACAAGUAGAGCGCAUACUUCUAUUUGUCAUGCUGAAGAAGAUAAAAUACUAUAUAAUGCCGAACAAUCAAUUAAGCAUAAAUCCUUUCAACCAUCAACAUCAACAUCAACUGGUUUAUGCCCAAUAAUAUCACCACCAUUUGAUAUGAUGACUCAAAGUAGUGAGGUUGAUGAUGAUACAGUCUUUAACAAUACUAUAGAGAAUAAUCAACAAACUGGUUACAAUGUUCGAGAAUUUGUCUACAAUCAUGCGCCUCCUUUUAUUAAACAAUUUUCAGGGCCUAUUUCUUACCGAGAGCCAUUUUAUAGCAAGGCAUCUGAUCGGCCUAGCUUUCCAACUGUCUUUGCAGGUAAAGAGUUUAAGUUGCCUAUUGGUGAACAACUCCUUGAGGAAUUUAAAAGUACCUAUCAUGUUCCAACUCGACACCCAACUACACAUAUUAAAUCAUGGACAUUAAGCAGACCACCACCCUCCUUUCAUGAAGUUCAGCAGUGGAUUGAUGAUCCUAAAGAUUCCUUAGAAGAUAGUGCUCAACCUCAUCUCCAUCACUCUGCUUCCUCUAACCCAUUUCAAUAUAGUGCAACAAAACCCAAAGCGCUGACAAGAAAUGAAGAUGAAAUGGUUACUUUUUUCAGUUUGGAAGUACACGUAAACACUAGAGAAGGAUUGCUUCCUGAUCCACAAUACGAUGCUGUCCAACUUGUAUUUUGGUGUCUGAAAAAGGAUUUGACAUCUAAAGAAGGGAAGAUUGGAUUGAUUGCUAUGCAUAAUUUUAAUACUUCAAAAAUUGGUUUAAACUGUGAUGGAUUAAUUGUGGAUUAUGUACAAGAUGAAAAGCAUUUAAUUUCUCUAUUAAUUGAAAAAGUGCGAUAUUAUGAUCCUGACAUGUUGGUAGGCUAUGAAGUUCAGAAUGGGUCUUGGGGAUAUCUUAUAGAAAGAGGAGCACAAUUAGGAUUCCAUUUAUUGGAUGAAUUGUCAAGAGUAAUUGUAACGUCUGAAAGUAUCAAAAGAGAUGAAUGGGGUUAUAAAAAGGCAUCUAUGUAUAAAGUCUUGGGUCGCCAUUUACUUAAUGUCUGGCGAAUUUUAAAACAUGAACUUACACUUACAAGCUAUACUAUUGAAAAUGUUGCAUAUCAUUUAUUACAUACCAGAAUACCUUAUUAUUCUCAUUCUACCUUAACAAAUUGGUAUUCAAAGGGAAUUCCUAUACUUAAAAAUCAUUUAAUAAAAUAUUAUACAAGACGUGUUCAACUUAAUCUUGAUCUACUUGACGCCUCUCAAGUUAUUAGUCGCACAUGUGAAUCAGCACGUAUUUAUGGUAUUGAUUUUUAUGCCGUCCUUACUAGGGGAUCACAAUAUGUUGUCGAGUCUAUUCUCUUCCGUAUUGCUAAACUUGAAAAUUAUGUCCUUAUUACACCCAAUCGAAAGCAAGUAGCCGCUCAACGGUCUUUGGAAGUUUUACCUCUAGUGAUGGAGCCUAUCUCACGAUUCUAUAGUAGUCCUAUGGCUGUUCUUGAUUUCCAAAGUUUAUACCCAUCAGUCAUGAUUGCCUAUAACUACUGUUAUUCCACUUGUUUAGGAAGAAUUCGAAAGUCAGAAGAUAAUGAUUUGAGGUUUGGUGUACUUGAUUCAUUUGAACCUGAUAAAGAGACUUUAAAUGACUUGAAAGAUUAUAUUCAUAUAUCACCCAAUGGCGUCAUGUUUGUUAAACCAGAGAUACGUAAAAGUACAUUAGCCAAGAUGCUAGAGGAGUUAUUGGACACAAGAGUGAUGGUGAAAAGAGCGAUGAAAGAUUAUGAAGAUGAUCCUGGACUUUUACGUAUGUUAAACGCUAAACAAAUGACACUUAAACUGGUAGCCAAUGUGACUUAUGGUUAUACAUCUGCUUCAUUCUCUGGUAGAAUGCCCUGUGUAGAAAUAGCUGACAGUAUUGUAGCUACAGGACGUGAGAUUUUAGAAAGGACGAUCCGAUUGAUUAAUGAAACAAAAGAUUGGGGGGCCCAAGUUGUCUAUGGAGACACUGAUAGCGUCUUUGUUUAUUUCCCAGGUAAAUCUAAAGAGGAAGCCUUUAAGCUAGGGAAUGAGAUUGCCAAUACUGUUACACGCUUAUAUCCUACACCUGUCAAGCUUAAGUUUGAAAAAAUCUAUCAUCCCUCAGUACUUUUAGCCAAAAAAAGAUAUGUUGGCUUUAAAUAUGAGUCAUCUCAGAAUACAACUCCUAUCUUUGAAGCCAAAGGAAUUGAAACAGUGAGAAGAGAUGGUACAGCUGCGACACAAAAGAUUUUAGAGUCUAGCUUAAAAAUUUUAUUUCGAACACAAGAUAUGUCAGAAUUAAAAGAAUUUCUUUAUGAAGAAUGGACCAAGAUACUAUCUAAUCGAGUUUCGUUACAAGAUUUUAUUAUUUCAAAGGAAGUGAGAAUGGGUACAUAUGCAGGUCAGGGACCAAACGGAGCAGUUAUAGCUAGAGCUAAUAUAAAUCUGGAUCCAAGAGCAGAACCUCAAUAUAAUGAACGAGUUCCUUAUGUUGUGGUUUAUCGAGGACCUAAUGCACGAUUAAGGGAUAAAGUAGUUCGCCCAGAGACUUUAUUAAAUGACAGCUCUUUAAGACUGGAUGCUGAAUACUAUAUUCGAAAACAAGUUAUUCCUCCUUUAAGUAGGGUAUUCAACUUGAUGGGUGUAAACAUUUUAAGCUGGUAUGAGUCUAUGCCACAAACAAAAAAAGCAGAAGCAAUGGCUUUAGCACAAAUUAUGGGAGGACAGCAAAGAAGAAACUUGAAUAGAAUUGAUCAAUAUUAUGCAAGUUUACAUUGUAUUGUAUGUUCUAAACUAACAGAUCAACAGUCACUUUGUAAACAAUGUCAAGAGAAUCCUAUGCAUACUAUUUUUACUUUAACGACAAGACAGAAAUUAGCUCAACAGAAAUUGAAAAGGCUACUUUCGGCUUGUCAAGCAUGUUCCAAGUUACCUUUAAUUCAUGACUUUGAUGGUCUUUUAAAUGUUCCUUGUGAGUCGUUAGAUUGUCCUAUUUUUUAUCAAAGAUUAAAAGCCAAAGAAGAUGUUCAGAUAACCUUAAGUUAUGAUACCCUUAUUCAAGAAAGAUUUAAAAUUACAUAAUUUAAUCUCCCCAUACACACACACACACACACAUGUAUAAACAUAAACAUUUAAUUACAAAAUAAAAUAAGAUAAAGAAGUUCUCUCUCCCCCUUGCUUACACAAAAU
Molecule: messenger RNA, 5286 nt
Organism: Cokeromyces recurvatus
Lineage: Eukaryota; Fungi; Mucoromycota; Mucoromycetes; Mucorales; Mucoraceae
Exons: 11
Coding region: 202-5178 (1658 amino acids)
Biological process (GO): error-prone translesion synthesis; double-strand break repair via homologous recombination
Cellular component (GO): nucleus; zeta DNA polymerase complex
Molecular function (GO): DNA binding; nucleotide binding; DNA-directed DNA polymerase activity
Source: RefSeq, a predicted model, not a curated record